AUGUCGGAUCAACGUGAGAUUGUGGAGCAGCUGAGGAAAACCUUGCAAUUGCUAGACGCUGGAAGUAAUGUGAGGUCAAAUAAUGAGCCUGGCGAGAAGGCUUGGAAGGAAAUCCACCCUUCCUUUGAGAAGUUGGAAGAGUAUUCAAAGGACUACAUCGAGUUUACCUACGAGAACCCUACUACAUACCAUCUCAUUGAGUAUUUCGCACAUGAGCUAGAAAAAGCAGGGUUUGAGUACCUGAGUGAGAAGGAAUCAUGGGGCGAGAGGGUCAAGAACUCUUCGAACAGAAAGUUCUAUACUUCGAGAAACGGUACCAAUUUAUCUGCUUUCAUUGUAGGUAAAAAAUGGGAGCCAAGUAAAGGAGUCGGAGCCAUAGGAGCUCAUGCAGACGCUCUGACUGUCAAGUUGAAGCCCUCUUCCUUGAAGGAUCACGUUGAAGGAUUUGAUCUGCUUGGGGUUGCCCCGUACGGCGGCACUCUAAACAAUCUGUGGUUUGAUAGGGAUCUUGGCAUUGGCGGUCGUGUCUUGUACCGGGAAGCUCCCAACGGGAGCAUCAAAAGCAAGCUAAUUAACUCUGCGCCACAGCCAAUCGCCAAGAUUCCCAGUUUGGCCCCACAUUUUGGGUCGCCAGCUGAGGGACCUUUUGAUAAGGAGGACCAGGCAGUGCCCGUUGUGGGAUAUGUCUCUGACGAUACACCUGGUCCAGAUGCUAAUGACAUCGAGAAGUCUUCGCCCUUGUACGGGAAACACUGCCUAAACUUCUUGAGAUACGUUGCCAAAUUGGCAGGCUUGAAGGUUUGCCAAUUGGUUCAGUUGGAUCUGGACCUAUUCGAUGUACAAAAGGGUGUCAUCGGUGGUAUCAAGGACGACUUCCUGUUUGCACCUCGUCUCGAUGAUAGAUUGUGUUCUUACGCCUCGAUGAGGGCCCUGCUAGAAAGCUCUGCAGACCUGGACGUCGACUCCAUGGACACCUUCGUCAACGUAACACUGUUCGACAACGAAGAAAUCGGAUCUUUGUCAAGACAAGGCGCCAGAGGCGGUCUGUUCGAGUCUGUCGUCGGCCGCGUGACAGCCUCACUACAAGGCAACUCGGUGGACAUGCGUGCGCUCUUUGCCAACUCCAUCACCCUCUCCGCAGACGUCAACCACAUGUUCAACCCCAACUUCCGCGAGGUGUACAUGAAGAACCACUCACCAAAGCCAAAUGUUGGCAUAACCCUAUCGCUGGACCCCAAUGUUCACAUGGCUACCGAUGUCGUGGGAACAGCUUUUGUCGAAGACCUGGCCCGCUCCAACGGCGACAAGGUGCAGUAUUUCCAAAUCAAAAACAAUUCAAGAUCGGGCGGCACUAUCGGACCCUUCAUCGCUGCUCAAACCGGCGCCCGCACCGUCGAUCUCGGCAUAGCCCAGAUGGCCAUGCAUAGCAUCAGAGCAACCACCGGUUCCAGGGACAUCGGCCUAGGUGUCAAGUUCUUCAGAAACUUCCUGCAGAACUGGAGACCCGUUUACGACAAAUUCGGCGAUCUGUGA
Messenger RNA from Torulaspora globosa, 1533 nucleotides. RefSeq names its product metalloaminopeptidase APE1 (gene APE1). Gene Ontology annotation, cellular component: fungal-type vacuole. Bases 1 to 1533 code for a protein of 510 amino acids. Lineage: Eukaryota; Fungi; Ascomycota; Saccharomycetes; Saccharomycetales; Saccharomycetaceae. The transcript has a single exon. Gene Ontology annotation, biological process: proteolysis. The record is from RefSeq and is a predicted model, not a curated record. Gene Ontology annotation, molecular function: zinc ion binding; metalloaminopeptidase activity.